CAAUUGAAAGUUGAAACACCGUGUCGCCGUCCUGACCGCUGCCUGCACAACGCUCCGCUUUACAAAUUAAAUUGAAUCCAAAAAACAAGAAAAUGAAUUAAAACAAACCCUAGAAUCCUCCUCUGCAUCUCUCUACCUCCAUUUCGUCUUCAUGGCUGCACUCAACCGGUUCGUAAGAGCCGCCGCCGGUACGGCGGCCACGCUAUCGGUUGCAAGAAGGGCGAUGUCGGCGAUUGCUUCCGAGUCUGGUGCCCGGAUGCCGGCCAGCUUCGCGCGGGCGGGCUUGGCUCUUCCGGAGGUAAGGAGAGAUCCAGCGGAGAGGAACGUGCAAUGGGUAUUCCUUGGGUGUCCUGGUGUGGGUAAGGGAACGUAUGCCAGCCGCCUCUCGCAGUUCCUCGGCGUGCCUCAUAUUGCCACCGGGGAUCUCGUCCGCGAAGAGAUCUCCUCCGCCGGUCCGCUCGCUGGUCAGCUUGAGGAGAUUGUCAAUAAAGGCAAAUUGUUACCUGAUGAAGUCAUUAUAGACUUGUUGUCAAAACGUCUUGAAGGUGGUGGAGCUAAGGGUGAAUCAGGAUUCAUUCUUGAUGGUUUUCCAAGGACAAUCAGACAAGCAGAAAUACUAGAGGGAGUAAUGGACAUAGAUCUUGUAGUGAACCUUAAGCUGAGAGAAGAAGUGCUCAUUGAGAAGUGCCUUGGAAGAAGGGUUUGCAACGAGUGCGGUAAAAAUUUCAAUGUCGCUUCCAUCAAUUUAAAGGGAGAAAAUGGUAGACCUGGAAUAUCAAUGGCUCCACUCCCACCUCCGCCUCAGUGUGCAUCAAAGCUCAUUACUCGAGCUGAUGACACUGAAGAUGUUGUGAAGGAAAGGCUGCGCGUCUACCAUGAGCUGAGUGAACCAGUUGAGGAAUUCUAUCGGAGCAGAGGAAAACUACUAGAAUUUGAUUUACCAGGGGGAAUCCCAGAAUCUUGGCCGAAGUUACUUCAGGCGCUGAACCUUGUGGAUCAUGAUGAGAAGCAAUCUGCUGCAGCAUGAGAUGCUAUGCAUUUGGCGUUCAUCUUAGGAAUCAUUCUUUGAAUAAGAUCCUCAAAAUGAGGCUGUGGUGGUUUUUUGCAACCAAUAGAAUUAUUUAUUUUCUAAUUAGUUUUUUUCUCUGACCAAUUAAUAUUUUUGUGUAAUAGCAUUUUUUUAUCACAUGUCAGUAUUGUAUCACUGAGGCAAAACCAUAUUAGCAUAUAUUCUUCACAUGUUUUUCGUGUUUAAAACAUUCUACACAGAAUUAUAAAGAGGCAGAAGUUUGUAUCA
Dendrobium catenatum is the source of this 1297-nucleotide messenger RNA. Its product is annotated as adenylate kinase 1, chloroplastic-like. The record is from RefSeq and is a predicted model, not a curated record. NCBI's taxonomy places the organism in Eukaryota, Viridiplantae, Streptophyta, Magnoliopsida, Asparagales, Orchidaceae. Gene Ontology annotation, cellular component: mitochondrion; cytoplasm. The transcript has 4 exons. Gene Ontology annotation, molecular function: AMP kinase activity; ATP binding. Bases 152 to 1027 code for a protein of 291 amino acids. Gene Ontology annotation, biological process: nucleobase-containing compound metabolic process.